Molecule: messenger RNA, 1760 nt
Organism: Thalassophryne amazonica
Lineage: Eukaryota; Metazoa; Chordata; Actinopteri; Batrachoidiformes; Batrachoididae
Product: F-box/LRR-repeat protein 6-like
Biological process (GO): SCF-dependent proteasomal ubiquitin-dependent protein catabolic process
Cellular component (GO): SCF ubiquitin ligase complex
Molecular function (GO): protein binding
Source: RefSeq, a predicted model, not a curated record
AAUGCCAAACAAUUUUUAUUGUUUUUAAGGUUGUCACAGCUUCGAGGCCUUUCUAUCUGUCACUGGACAAAGAAUGUCAACUAUGCAAUAGAGGUUAUGUCGCAGUCCUGCCCUCAUCUUGAAUCCCUCACGCCUUAUUGCAAAGGCCUGACAGAGAAGGCUUUCCAGAGCCUUGGUUUGCACAGUCAGUCUCUGCAGAUCAUAAAUCUACAGUAUUCAGAGUUUCAGGUUGAGGGUCUUGUUGACCUCCUGGAAUCUCAUGGCAGCCAGAUCAAACAAAUUUUGUUCACUCAUGGACCAAAGAAUGAGAAAAUUCUGGCUGCUGUAUACAAAGGAUGCUGCCCUGAUUUGGAGUUGUUGGAGAUCAACACAAAGUUGGACAGUAAAGAAUGCCAACUACAGCUCUGCAUUCAAGCUCUCCAACAUGGAUGUCCCAAACUUAAGACACUCCGGAUGUUGAACGUCAUCCCCAUCAUCAAAGUGAUGCGUAAGAUGCCAGAAUCCACGUCCGGUUUCCCAUUGUUGGAGGAGCUGUGUUUGGCUACAACGUCUUUUUCCUUAAUAACCGACAAAGACUUGUGGGACAUUCUGUUUGAUUCAACCAAACUGCAGGUGUUAGACCUCCGAGGAUGUUUCCGAAUCACCACUUCUGGUCUUGCAGCAUUACCCUGUCUAGAGCUUGAAUGUCUGUUCUGGGGACAAUAUUUCAACAGGUAUAUUGCGUCAUUCCCUAAGAGGGGACUUAACAUGCUGACCCAAAAGUGGAGUGAAACUUUGCGUGAGCUUGACAUCACAAAUCAUGUCUUCAUUGAGGAAGACUUGGAGAUGGCAAUAAGUUCACUCACUCUUGCAACAAAUUCGGAUACCCUGCGUUUUCUCAACUUCAGUGGAACCAGGAUCACUCCAUCUGCUGUGAGAUCAGUCAUUAGCCGAUCAACUGGUCUCAAGUACCUCAACUUGUCAUCAUGCCGUCAUCUUCCCAGAGGGUUGAAGAGAGUUUAUCGUGGCCAGGAAGACAUUUGCCAGCUGCUGGACAAAUUGGAGUAGGAAGCGGUAAAAGUAUGUCUAGUAGGAGAAAACUUGGAGCUUGAAACCAGUCAGACAUUUUUUUAAUUAAAAGCAUUCCCUGUCUUUCUGCUGUACAUAGUACAGGUUAAAUAGGCGGUGAUGUUGAUCUUGUGCAUAGCCACCUGAGUGCUGAGGAUUCCAUUGAUGGACCAGUUGUUUGCCCUGACUUGACUCUGUCUUGACCAGUUAAAAUUUUAAAUUUACAUAACUCACUUCAAGUCCGUUGCCAUCCACAUGUACAGUACUGUUCAAAGAUCCUGGGUUGUAGUAGGCAAAAUAAAAAAAAAAAAAAUUUCCGUGAAGCACAGAUACUGCAAAAUAAUGAAAAACCUCUAAAUGACUGAACACCAAAAACACCUUUUAUACAGAAAUAGGGUGGUGCUUGAGAGUCAAACGGUACUAAAGCUUUUGACCAUAUUUGCAUUUGUGCUAUUAAAUACAGAGAUUUCACAUGUCAUGAUUUAUCAACAUUUUUUGAUUCAAACUAUACAGUGCUGUGCAAAGGUAUAAAAAAAUCAGUACAUUAUUUUGGGGCAUGAUGUAAAAAGUUUCAUGGAAGAAACUGAUUAAUGAACUUAAUUGUGUUAUUAUUUUUUGUAAGUAAUUUUGUGAGUUCAAUAUCAGGUAUAUUUACAACAAAAAGAUGCCAGUGAUGAGUCAAUAAUAAAUUUAUGGAGAUUUUCAAAUUUAAA